AUGAACAAGGGUACCGAAAAGAAACAUAACCUGUCGGACCUUAUUCGGCGACAACCAUGGAUUGGUGGCCCAGGAUCCAGAUUGCCAUUUGUGGUCGAAUCGCUUUUAGGUUGGGGAUUGGCAAUAAGUUGUUUAAGUGUUGCCUGUUAUCAUUACGUCCGCCAAAUGGUGGCUUCAUCAUCGUCACUUGCACUUCUCGCGGCGUCCUCCAGUUCGCAAACAACGAUAGAAGGAGGAUCCAAAUCGACGGUUCGAUUCACCAAAAGUCCUCUGCUUCCUUUAACGACACACAGUCGCAAGGAAAUUCUUGCCAAGACGACAUUGGAAAGAUAUCAGCAGCUCCAUCAGUAUCUGCAAAAGUUGCUGAGGAUGGAUCAUCAUCAAGCAGUCAAUAAGAUGACGGGUUCUUGGCCACGGGACGAAUUGGUGAUGCUCAUCCGAUCCGAUCUCAUAUUGAGACGAUUGGUUUCCCUAUUCAUGGUCAAACAACAACAAGAUCCAUUGUUAAACACUACUGCUGACGAAACAAGCAUGGAUUUGAUUCAUAUCUUGACCACUAUCUGGCCCACGUUGGUCCAACUUCCUUUGAAAGAGGAUGAUGAAUCCAAGUACGACCAUGACAUCUCGGUAAUUGUCCCUGCGUAUCGAGAAAAUGGUCAUGAAUUGUUUCGAAAGCUGCAAGAAGCACAUGAUUUGAUAACAACGGCGACAACAACAACAACAACUACUACUACUACAACCACCACCACCACCACCAACCAUCGUCGUUGCAAGAUGGAAGUGAUUGUCGUGCAUGCCCAUUGCACCGAUAUGGACGAAUCCUUGUUGUUGGUGGUAAAAGAUGGUCGUCAUCACCAAUCCAAAAUGCCCAAUUUUGCCAAGAUUACCUGUACUCCGGAUUUGGGAGGAGGACGUGGACCCUGUCUCAAUCAUGGUGCGCAGAUUGCCAAUGGCAGGAUUUUGACCUUUUUGCAUGCGGAUACCCGGUUGGCUCGUGGAUGGAAUCAAGCCAUCUUGGACGCCCUUCCUCCAGCAGCAGCAGCAACAACAACAGCAACAACAACCUCCAUGUCAAUACCACCACCACCACCACAAAGAAUUGUCACCAAUGCUUGUGCCUUUAGUUUUGCCAUUGAUACGAGCAAUGUGGCGGUACUAGACAACAACAACGACAACAACAACGACAACAACAACAAGAAGAACGGCUAUUUUCCUCCUGGCAUUCGUGCUGUGGAAACCACCGCCAACUGGAGGUCACGUUGGUUUCAUUUGCCCUAUGGGGAUCAAUGUUUGUCCGUGCCAACCUAUGUGUUUGAGCAUGUGGGUGGAUAUCCUCAUCAGUGUUUGAUGGAAGAUUACGAGUUGGUUCGACUGUUGCGGCAACGGGUGGUUGCAUGUAAGGAGGAAUUGAAAAUUUUGGACUUGGUGGCCAAGUGCGACGUUCGUCGAUGGCAAAAGUUUGGUGUCUUGUACGUGACCUUGACCAAUAGCAAGUUGGUGAACUUGUACAGCCGACAAGACAUGACGGCAGAUGAACUAUUUGCCAUCUAUUAUGGUACGGAUCCGGAAGGAAAGGACGAUCCCAUUCCGUGGGAAGUCGUGCUGGAAGACCAUUUGAAGCAGUCAUGA
Messenger RNA from Cylindrotheca closterium, 1629 nucleotides. NCBI's taxonomy places the organism in Eukaryota, Bacillariophyta, Bacillariophyceae, Bacillariales, Bacillariaceae. The record is from the annotation of a GenBank genome assembly.